This is a messenger RNA of Saccostrea cuccullata (small rock oyster), 3338 nucleotides long. RefSeq lists its product as uncharacterized. Bases 153 to 3143 code for a protein of 996 amino acids. NCBI's taxonomy places the organism in Eukaryota, Metazoa, Mollusca, Bivalvia, Ostreida, Ostreidae. The record is from RefSeq and is a predicted model, not a curated record. The transcript has 15 exons.
UUACAGCCGCGAGGAGCCGGAAAAUUAUCAACAUUUGAUUUGGUGUAAUUAUUUUUUUAUUCAUCAACAUAUCUUUUGUUAUGCAGAUAAGGAAGAACUGUUUAUGAUUUCCAUGACAACUCCUUUAACUGCUUGCUGAAGAGAAAGGGAAAAUGUGGAACUCUGGGAUGUCGAACUGGGGAGCUGGCUCCACGGAGGGAAACACUCUGGGAAAAAAACGGAGCUACGCAGAGACAGGAUUCUCUACGGAUAACAAUGGUGGGGGUUUUGGACCGCCCUCUACUUCCUACAUGAAGAAUGAUUAUGGUCAAGAUGAUUAUGGUUAUGGGGGUCAGUGGCCGGAUUAUGAUGCUAGUUACGGAUCUUCACAUGAAACACCUCACCAUCAACCCCCUCCCGACGACAUGAUGAGUUCCAUGGGGCUCCCCACAUCAUUUACGGCCACCAUAAACCAGGCCUCGGAAAACUUCACAGAAGACAUCCCUCUAGAAGGCAAAGGAAGGAGAAAUCACGGCGGUGUGUACCAGACUCCAGGUUAUCAGAAUCAAGCACAGUAUGGCAGGGGUGGAAGAGGGGGAGGCCAAGGGGAGAGAGGAGGCCAUGGGGGGAGAGGGGGCCGGGGUCAGAACAAACGAGGUCAAGGUAGAGGAGGAGGUCAGCAGAGAGGAGGAAGAGGAGGGGGUCAGAGAGGUGGGGGCGGUGGGGGAGGGUUCCAGAACAAGGGAAGAGGAGGUGGGAGGGGCGGAGGUCAGGACAGGGGAAAUAACUACAAUCAACCACAGUGGGGAACAGGCUACAAUGAAGGAGGGGGAGGAGGAAGAGGAAGGGGAGGUAACAACUUCAGGGGUAAUGUUCAGAAAAAGCCAGGACUACCUCCUAAUAAAGUGUUUAGUGGUAAUAAGAGGGGGGGACGAGGACGGGGCAAUAGAGGGGGGUCAGGGGGACAGUUUGGUGGCACAAUGGCUCCUGUUCACAGCCUGUCUAAGGUUGCAACCCAGCAGUUUGAUACGGCCAACAUGUCCACAGCUGAGAAGAUACAUAGAUUUGCCCUGUACGUCCAGGGAGAACCAAUGAAAGUGAACGCUAUACAGACAAUAGAAAACGCCAUUACAGGAAGCAAGCUCAACCUGAAAACUCAAUAUGAGGUUGAGGAGUUAAUGAGAAUCUCUGGGAAGUGGAUGUUCACAGGGCGUCUUAUCCUUGGGGGCAUAUUUCUAGCUCGCAGUGUGGGAGCUAACAAAAAAGAAGUUAAGCAUGAGACUUACCAGAAAGCCCUGGAUGUUUUAAAAACCAAAACUGUAGCUGAAAUAUUUAAUCUUACAGACCCAGGAGCUGAAGCCAUAAGGAAAGAAUUGGCCUCAACAUUAGACACAGAAAAAGAUGUCUCUAAACAAGCCGACACGAUUCUUCAGAAGCAGACAGAACAAGCGAUGACCAUUCGUACCAAUCAGGAUGGUUUUAUUUGUUUGAUUGAGUACAUAAAGUCGGCGGGAAAUCUGCCAGAGAACAAGAUCUCGUGUAUGGAGCAGGCUAUGAGUGCCUCCCACUGCGCUCUCAGUCACAAGUAUGACUUCAAAGCCUCCAGACUCCCAACUGGAAGAUUUUUCUUUCAUGGGAUAUUGACUGUGGGGGACAUUGUGAUUGCUGUCGGUAAGGGCCACAGGAAGAAAGACGCCAAAGUCAACACGUACGAGGAGGCCUUCAAAAACUUGACAACAAAGCCACUGCAGGAGGUAAUGAAGGGAAUAGAUGUGGAGGAAGAGGCCAAGACUGAAGAAGAAGCAAGUGGGUCAGGAGUGGCCAUGAUUGUAGACGGAAAGAAAAUGUCUGUCACUGAGAAAAUGGACAAAAUGAUCCAACGCCUAAAGGACGCAGUAUACAAAGAAAACAAUAUCAACACAGUGGAUGCCUGCGCUACAAAUCUGGGUCUGACUAAGACCUGUAUUUACCGUAGAUUACAGGGGGAUGACGAGGCAGACCCCUCAAGGGUGGCCUGUGACCUCUACCUGGAGAAAUUCCUGAUUGCCUCGGGGGAGGGAGAGAAGAGGAAGGAGUCCCAGAUAGAUGCCUAUAACAAUGCCUGGGAGGUGUUAAUUACCACCACAGGUGAACACGUCGUAAAGGACCACAAACGACUGACCAAUGACAAUGAUGACCCCUCCAUCAUUGAUGUCCACGUUAAAGGUGCCCAGAAACCACAAGGAGACUCCAACCUGGCUGGUCUUAAAAGACACAACCAGGACCAUGAGGACCCCUCUAAGACAGUGGACAGCCUGGUCAUCCUGGAGCAUGAGGAGUGGACAAUGGACAGGAAGAGGCAGGCCUUCUGUAUCCUCACUUACUCUGCCACCUCUAACGGCAUGCUGCUGCAGUGGAACACCACUCAAGAAGGGAACAUGUUCAAAUGUGAUAUCUCUCUACAAGGAACACUAAUUGGUGAAGCUAAAGCCAUGAGUAAGAACAAUGCCAGAAAUCUAGCAGCAGCUGAUUCCUUGUUUAAGCUUUACGAGUCUCAGGAUGUUAUCAAGGUGACCAGACGAGAUGACAGCAAGCUAUGGAUUGCCUACAGCAACAUCCUCAGUAAAUCGAAGAUUCUGCAGGAGAGACAGGGGGACGGGGCGGACCCUGAACUCAGACCCUCCCUGGACAACGAGGGAAACGUCAUCCCUAUCCCAGAAGAGGCCAAUAAAUGGGUCCUCAAAGUGUGUGAAGAAAUCAUCAAUGAAUACAAAGAUCAAUUCACAAUGGAGGAACUUAUUUUUGGUCCAGGAAUGCCCUUGCAUGAAAGCAAAGAGGUAAGAAACAUGGCCAAAACUGGGAACCUGCGACACGACAUUCGUCAGCUAGAGGGCCAGUCAUAUCUCGUCAUUCAGCACAGAAUGCAGCCCCAGGACAUCGCUAAGUGUGUCCACGCAGCAAACGGGAGAAGUGGGAAAUACCUCCUGGUGGACAAGAGUUCCCUCCCCUCCCAUCAGGACAUUAUCCCUGACCUGGAGAAACAGAUGGCGCUGAGCGGGAGUCUAGCGGGGCAGACGAAGACAGAGGUCAGGGCCCCGAACCCCCUACAGGGAUUUAAACCCCGGAUACUGAGUGACCAGGACAGCGAAGAGGGUUUCGAUCAGAGCCUGCAAAGAUUGUACUAAGUUAUACUGAGUUAUUCUGAGAGGUCACAGCGAGUCAUUGUCAAACAAUGGACCAUCUGCUGAGAUGUUUACACUUAAGUGACAGACUGUGUGAAAGUUUUAAAUAGACAUUGCAUCACUGUUUCAAAUGUUGUGAAUAUAUGUUUUUAUAUGUGUUUUUGUAAAAAUGUUUUAUUAAAUGGAUAGACAUCUUUA